Messenger RNA from Penicillium canariense, 414 nucleotides. RefSeq lists its product as uncharacterized. The transcript is spliced from 2 exons. The record is from RefSeq and is a predicted model, not a curated record. Bases 1 to 414 code for a protein of 137 amino acids. Lineage: Eukaryota; Fungi; Ascomycota; Eurotiomycetes; Eurotiales; Aspergillaceae.
AUGACAACGACUCAGUUCCAGGGGAGAAAUGAUGGACCUCAGAUUGGGACCAAUGAAGGGCCGGUCAGGUUAGAGAUCCAUCAGGAUAUCGAUCGGAUGUGCCUCAAAAAACUUCGUUGCCCAGACUCCCUAGCCGUGAAAACCCGCUUAAAGUUGGCAAAGGACAAAUUCCUCCGUCAAUCAUUCGAGUGGAUUCUCCAGGACUCGCAAUACCGCAGUUGGCGACAUGGGAAUGAUGUCUGUCUUCUCUGGAUCAAGGGCGGUGCUGGGAAAGGGAAAACAAUGAUGUCGAUCGGGCUUACAGAAGUGCUCUCACAGAAACAAGAUACAUCCACUGUGGUGACAUAUUUCUUUUGCCAAAAUGCCAAUAGUUGUAAUGAUCGAGAUCAGACUCUGUUUCCUUUUUGGGACUAG